AUUAGUAGUAAAAUUCUACUUCUUAUUCUAGAGAUAGGUACGGACCUAUUAUCCAAUAACCCAAAGUACUCGAUAGAGGAGUUCAGCGCACGCUUUACAAAAGCGGACGAAUUUAAACGUCGUCUAGAAAAAGUGUAUCAUGCCGUUUUAGACGAAGAGGAGUUAGAUUCGAAAACAGAAAACACGUACACUCAGAAUUAUAACGAGGCGACUGACGCAUACCUACAAAUUCUCACCAUACAUCAAAAACUCCAAACAAAUACAUCAGCCCAUACAUCGAAAACUACCGCAUCGACGAACAUUCUGCCCAAGAUUGAGUCACCCAGGUUCAGCUCUAAAUUAGAAGACUGGCCAAGUUUCAUAGCCAUUUUCACAAGCUUGACAAAGGACAUGACGAACAUCACGAACCUCUCGGGCGAGGCACUAAAUAUGAUCUCCCAUUUACAAAUAACAGACACCAACUUCACCGUGGCCCUGGACAUUUUGACCAGGCGCUACGAAAAUCGUCGAGUACUAAUCGAUCGAUUUGUAGACAUUAUACUUGGCCUUCCCAACAUCACAUCGAGGUCGGACAUACGCCAGUCGUUUUUAGUGCCCCUAAUUUCAGCACAAUCGGCUCUACAAAAUCUAAAACUCCCCAUAAACGACUGCGACUAUGUGUUCGUCUCGAUAGUAGUUCGAAAAUUGAAAGGCGACCUGCGGACACUCUUCGAACGUCAGCACACAUCAUCAGAAACACUACCAACACUCAACAACUUAAUAUCAUUUUUGGAGGAGCAUGCGAGAUGCUCUGAAACAGAGCACUCCAGCCCACAAAACACAUUUAGACAGGAAAACACACCGCAGGCCGCCCGUAGGUACUCACCAGUUCCAGGUCCAUCUCACCAACAGCAACAAUAUUACACACCCAGACUUCUCAUCCGCGCACAACAUCCGCCCACAAAUACACACACACCUGUCAGUCGCCCGUUCACACACACACGUCCCACUUAUCUAGCCCAUCCAUCGCGUUCACCAAUGUUGACUACACCUACACGACCUCCUCUACUGAAUUCACCCCCGCGCACACCUCAGGCAAAUUCACCAACAUUAAAUAAUACUGUUCGCGCGGCGAGAGUUUGGCUUUGACCGUUAUUGCGCAGAAAUCAGAAAUUGGGUAUCAACGGGCAUUAGCGGGGUGCGGGGCGGGUGCGCGGUGCUCUGAUUGGCGCUCCAGUCGUUACCUGCCUCUCGCACCGAAACGACGUACCGCGCACUCCUGUUGUACAAUCACGUUCACAAAUGAAUUGCUAUUUUCGUUAAUUGUUGUCGAUUGUUAUUAUUUGUUGAGUUUGUUUGUUUAAGUUUUUUUGUUAAAUAUUAAAAAGUGAUUUAAAAAUGCGUAAAAAAAACAUUGUUUUAAAAAGGCAAGCACGGAAAAUGAUAUAUGACGUGAAUUGCUUUUUAAAGAAAGAAGCUGACGAAUGUAUCGAUUCAUUGAAGCAAAUUCGAAGUAAGAUUGAGGAAGUUGCUUCUUUACUCAGUCAGUCGGAAAAUAACCAAACUAUAGAGACUUUGCAGGUAAUGAAAACGGAAACUGUUUCUAAAUUAAAUAGAGUAGUCAGUAAAUUAGCUCAGAUUCAAAAACGGACAUCGGAGGCCACUAAGACUUCAAUUGGCACUGUAAAAAAUAUCGCAAAUCAAGCCAAGAGUUCCGAUUUGCUAAUUACUUUCAGAACACCUGGAAAAAAACGUCCCAGAGCUAAACCAGUUACCAAUAUUGAUAAUUUUGACCAAGGUGUUAUAAAAAGAUGUUUACACAAUUUUCACAAGACGAAUAAUGAACUUCCCACCAUUGGGAAACUAAAAAAGAAACUUGAGGAAGAUAUAAACUUUAAAGGGUCAGAAACAAGUCUUCGUGUAAUUGUAAAGGAGUUAGGAUUUCGCUGGAAAAAAACAGAAAACAACCGUAAAUUACUAAUAGAAACAUCGAAUAUCCGAUUACAACGCAUUGAAUAUUUAAGAAAAAUAAAAAAAUAUCGACAAGAAGGAAGACCCAUUGUUUACACAGAUGAAUCCUACGUAGAUUCAUCGCACUCAACAACCAAAGCCUGGAGCGAUUGCCCUACGGAAGGACUAAAAAAACCCAUUUCUAAAGGACAACGAGUUGUGAUAGUCCACGCAGGAUCUGAAGCUGGGUUUAUACCAAAUGCUUUAUUAACUUUUAAAGCCGGCACCAAAACAGGGGACUAUCACGACAACAUGAAUUACGAGAAUUAUGAAAAAUGGCUUAGGACACAAUUAAUUCCCAACCUACCACCCAAUUCUGUAGUGGUUGUCGACAACGCCUCAUACCACAAUAAACAAUGGGAUUUAGCACCGUCCUCCAAUACCAAAAAAGCCGAUAUGCAAAAUUGGCUAACUAAUAAAGGCAUACAAUAUGAUUCAACAAUGCUCAAGCCACAAUUGUACAACAUGAUAAAAGCUAAUAAAGAAAGAUUUAAAACUUUUUCAAUAGAUCAAAUUUUAGCAGAAGCAAACCAUAGCAUAUUGAGAUUACCGCCUUACCAUCCAGACCUCAACCCCAUAGAAAUGGCAUGGGCUACUAUUAAACAAUAUGUAGCUAGCAAAAAUGUUAAAUGGAAUUUACAAGAAUGUACCAAACUUAUCAAAGAAAAAGUAUCCUUAAUGGGUGCCCAGGAAUGGGAAAAAAUAUGUAAGAAGGUAAAAGAUAUAGAAGAAGAGUACGCCAAGAGUGACUAUGUAGUUGAUUUACUUACCGAGCAAUUUAUAAUUCGCGCCGAUGAUAGUUCCGAAGACGAUGAUUCUGAUGAUGGUUAUGAAGAUGAUGAUGAUGACAACUGCGACCGAGGAAGCCCUGAACCCGGACCCUCAACAAGCAAAAGACGUUGCACAAUUUCGUGCAACGUCGGCAGCACCAAUGACCCAUGCGGUAAUUUCAUAGAAGGCGUUAAACCGUUAACUGAUUCAGAAUCUGAAUAGUACUGCUGCUAAGACUUUUUUUUAAUGUUAACUUUUUUAAAUUACAUUUUGGUGUAGUUUCACCCCCUUUUGGUGUUGCAGAUUAUCCAGGGACACACUGUAUUUAAUAAUUAUUUUAAGUUUUCUUUUGUUCUUAUGUACCAAUUUUACAUGUAUCUUGGAAUAAAUAAUUUUAUUAAAAACAAUUAUUUAGAAUUUUCAUUGCUGUCUCUGUAUAAACAUUUUAAAUAUGUAAAAUAA
Bicyclus anynana (squinting bush brown) is the source of this 3222-nucleotide messenger RNA. RefSeq lists its product as uncharacterized. The record is from RefSeq and is a predicted model, not a curated record. The transcript has a single exon. The annotation marks the transcript as partial. Lineage: Eukaryota; Metazoa; Arthropoda; Insecta; Lepidoptera; Nymphalidae.